UUCAAACUACUUGAUAAGUGUUUCUAAUAUAGUCACAAGGGAGUGGGGAAUUAGUCGAUACUCUCAGUACCUGCAGUAUUGGUCUGGUACUUUAUUUAUCGACCCCGAAAGGACGAGAAACAUACUUAAUCCAGGCGAAAACGCCUUUUGAAAAAAUGGACUAAUUUUACAAGAGAAACUUUACACCGGUAACCGACGUCAGUCGGGAUUUUAAUGAUGGCCGUUUGUUUCUGUAAAUACUCUUCACAUCCUUGUUUGUUAUUGUUAUCUUUGACGACCGAUCGUUUUCUUAAUUUCUGAAUAGAAUGACAUUUUUACACAGCAUAUUGCCUUCAACACUUUGAUCAAACUGAUCUCAUUUUUGGAAAGAUGUCACAACAACUUACGGGGGAGCAGAUUAUUUCCAUAUCGAACAAAGUGAUGCGUUAUGUGAGAAAAUGUAACCUUGUUGGUGUGAAGUCUAAACUGGAUCCUCUUAAAAUGCCACAUCGCAAACGUAUUGCCAGCCGAAAGAUCCAGGGAUUCACUGCACUGUUUCUAGCUGUUUCAUACAACAACUUAGAACUUGUUCAGUAUUUCUUGCAGGAAUGCAAUGUUCCUGUUGAUCAACCUGUGAUAUAUAAUGACGAUGCUCAAGUGACGCCUCUUUUAGUGGCUGCAUCAGAACGCUGCAAGAAUAUGUUGCAGAUUCUUCUUGAUUAUGGAGCCAAUAUCAAUGUCAAAGACCAUUUGGGUAACACUGCUCUGAAAAUGUCUGUUAAAGGUGGCAAUGUGGAUAUUGUUAAGUUUCUUAUUGAAAGAGGUUCUGAUGUUAAUUUUCCUGACCAUAAAGGAGUGACUCCAUUGAUGGAAGCUGUCUUUAACACGGAGUUAGUAGAUCUCCUCUUUUCAAAUGGUGCUAAUUUAUAUGCAACUGAUGCAAAUGGUGACACAGUUCUGCAUUUUGCAGCCUGUAAAGGUAACUUAGAGGUGUUUAAAUUUCUCCUCCAGAAGGGCUUCAGUCCUUACACAUACAAUGGUCUCGGUGAGAAUUGUUUCCGGCUUGCUGCCACACACUGGCAAUGGAGAAUACUCGUCUAUUUACUGGUAACUUUUCCUUACCCACAACAUUCUCCACAACAGUACUUUGACAGCACCACAACACAGAUAUUUAUUGAAGCUCUUGAUGAAGCUGAACACAACACUGAUAUCUUUGAAUUUCCUGCACUAAUGGUGACAGAAAAAAUAUUAGGUGUUUGCUGUACCUCACUCGAGGCAUUAGGUUAUGCAGCAUGGCUGCAGUGUGACCUUGGUAAUGUUUCACUAGCAUGGGACAUAUAUUGCCAUUUACUUCGAGCCUGUCAAAGAAUGAGGUGUGUGACGGGCCCUGAUAUUGUUACACUUGAAUUGGAGGUGUUUUGGAAAAUAUACAGUAAAGAUCAACAUUAUUCCAUGCCCUUCAGAGAGGUCAUAAAUCUUGUUCGGCAGAUUGCUAGUGAUAUCGUCAUCAACUGGGAAUCCCUCCAAAACAGCAACUGUGAAGAAAGAUCUUUGAAAAGUUCUUACAAGGUGAAUGCAUGGGAAACGUUGUUACUGUUUGUGGUGAACUUGCUCCAAAUUCUCAUUCAUUACCAACACAAAUGGGAUUCAGUAAGCUUUCAAAGGUUCUCCUGUUCUGUUCUUGAUCGAUAUACCAAGGUUUUGUCUCAGACAGAACCGUUACAUGCUGAACAGGAAGGCAUUACAGAUGGAAGUAAACCUGCAAUUUCUUUAAGGCUUCAUGGCAAAUGGCAGCCAACAGACAUUAUUCUCCAAACAUGUCAUGAAACACAAAACCAGUUUCUGGGAAAAUUUCUCAAAGAAUCACCGUACAUUGUCUUUGAUGCUGCUAAACUUGUUCCUGUAAAAGAACCUCUUUCUCUGCAGUGUCUCACUGCCAGAGUUUUGAACCAAGCAAACAUUGAGUUUCAGAAAUACUUGCCUGGACGCUUGACCAACUUUGUCCUCCAUCACCUCUCAUGAUAAUCACUUUCUAACAAAGACAAACCUCCUAUUUUUUUCUCAUGUUUAAUUUUUUGCUGUUUUACAUUCAUUUUUUUUCCAUGUAUGCAGGAUCAAAUAGUUCUUUUUUUUAUUGCUAUUAUUCCACAGCGGAAUGAAGGCCCUUCCUGUUGCUAACCACUCCACCAUGAAGUAAGGGUGGUCCUUGGUUUUAUAUCAGUCAGGAAAAUGAGAACAAAGAGAGCAGAGUUACUGUGCCGUGAGACCAGAAUGAUAGCCAGGGAUAUUAGAGAAGAGUCAGCAAUAGUUGUAGUACUAAGUGUUGGUGUACUCAGUUUUGUAGUACUUUAAUGUCACAGUCAUUGUACUUCUUUUAAUGAGAGACUGUUAGAAGUGGCUCCAGGCUGUCAGUAUCUACUCUGUUAUGCAUAGAGACUUGAGCUCUACAAGUGAAUCGUUAUUUGUAAACUAAAAACAUAAAAAUCAGAGUAUUUUGGCUUCAGCCUCUCUUGGAUGAAACACCAGUUUAUUGAUUACAUUUCUAUAUGAUGGGAUAUUCUGAACUAAUUCCUGAUAGCUCAGUAAACUGCAGUCUUCCAUUCACGUUCUAGGAAUUGUUAUAGGUAUAUGAAUCGACCUGACUGAGUAAUUUAUCAACCUAUUGUUAUAGUCAUUUAAUUUGAUUGCCAAUGUGAUAAAAAAACAAAAAUUAUGCUUGUUUCUAUGAAAAGGGAGACAUUGCAAAUCUCAGUUAUUUACCUCAGCUUAUAACUUUUGAAAUGACUUGAUAGAUUGUCUUAGACACCCUCCAUACUUAAAAAACUUCUUGCAAGCUUUAUCCUGCCAAGUUAUGUGGCAAUGUUCUUUCAAUAUUUAUGUAAAUAAAUCUACACUGAUGAUGUA
Molecule: messenger RNA, 2883 nt
Organism: Octopus bimaculoides (California two-spot octopus)
Lineage: Eukaryota; Metazoa; Mollusca; Cephalopoda; Octopoda; Octopodidae
Biological process (GO): innate immune response
Cellular component (GO): cytoplasm
Molecular function (GO): protein binding
Source: RefSeq, a predicted model, not a curated record